Chlorocebus sabaeus (green monkey) is the source of this 3440-nucleotide messenger RNA. It is a transcript of the gene CACNB3, whose product is annotated as calcium voltage-gated channel auxiliary subunit beta 3. Gene Ontology annotation, cellular component: voltage-gated calcium channel complex. Gene Ontology annotation, biological process: calcium ion transmembrane transport. Lineage: Eukaryota; Metazoa; Chordata; Mammalia; Primates; Cercopithecidae. Gene Ontology annotation, molecular function: protein binding; voltage-gated calcium channel activity. The record is from RefSeq and is a predicted model, not a curated record.
ACGGAAAGUUCCCCCCUUCUCAAGGGCUAGGCAACACCGCCUUUGCCGCAGCGUUCCCGUACUGAGGGGGCCGGGCACCUGUUGGGGCAGGAGUUGCUGUCCUGGCAUUAGCCUGGGGGCACUAAGCCCAUUCCUCCCCGGGACUACUGCGGGGUCUGCUUCGGAGCCUCCGGGACGCAUGGGCCCAUACCCGCACUGCUGUCGCCUGGGACCCCUCCCCCGUCUGCCGCUUGUUCCCGCGCCUCUUCUGUCUCCCAGGGUCUCCCCAUUUUCCUGUCCUCUCCGUCCUCCCUCUGCCUCUCUCUCUCCGGAUUCCUCGACACCUGCGCCCUCUCCAGUCUCCGCCCGGGUCGCGUCUUCCUCGCGGUCUCAGCGCCCCCUCCCUCCCCCGCCGCAGCCCUUUGUUUCCCGGCGGAGUAGUUCCUGGGUUGCCGAGCGUCUCUGUCUCCGCAUCUCUCCUCGCCCCGCCUCCUCCCUGCCUGGAUCCGCCCCGCCCGCAGCCUCUCCUCCCCUUCCUCCCAGCCGCCAAGGCCCCGUAGGUGCUCGGGGACCCACCUUCCACCCAGCACGGGUCCGUUCCCCUCUCCGGGCCUGGCCCGGGCUCCCCGGUGGCCGCCGCCCCCUCGCCGCCCCCGCCUUCUCCCAGGGAGGGGGUCAGGUGGGCGGGCACUAUUGUUGUAGGAGCGGGCGCCAGAUUCCUCAGCCGCGCUCGGGGUGGGACCGGCUGGGUUUGGGGGGGGUGGGGUGGGGGGAGCGGUGAUUUGAGCUCCGAGCAGCUGGUCUUCGCGGCUCGCUCCCUCCUUCGCGCUCUCUCGCUCCCCGCCGCCGCCCGCAGGGCUGCGGGGCUCCGUGGCAUCUCCCGGGCGCGGCCCGCAGUCCUCGCCCCUGCCUCCGGGCCGCUCCCGCCCCCGGCGCCGCUCGCUUCCCCCACCCGGACUCCCCCAUGUAUGACGACUCCUACGUGCCCGGGUUUGAGGACUCGGAGGCGGGUUCAGCUGACUCCUACACCAGCCGCCCAUCUCUGGACUCAGACGUCUCCCUGGAGGAGGACCGGGAAAGUGCCCGGCGUGAAGUAGAGAGCCAGGCUCAGCAGCAGCUCGAAAGGGCCAAGCACAAACCUGUGGCAUUUGCGGUGAGGACCAAUGUCAGCUACUGUGGCGUACUGGAUGAGGAGUGCCCAGUCCAGGGCUCUGGAGUCAACUUUGAGGCCAAAGAUUUUCUGCACAUUAAAGAGAAGUACAGCAAUGACUGGUGGAUCGGGCGGCUAGUGAAAGAGGGCGGGGACAUCGCUUUCAUCCCCAGCCCCCAGCGCCUGGAGAGCAUCCGGCUCAAACAGGAGCAGAAGGCCAGGAGAUCCGGGAACCCUUCCAGCCUGAGUGACAUUGGCAACCGACGCUCCCCUCCACCAUCUCUAGCCAAGCAGAAGCAAAAGCAGGCGGAACAUGUUCCCCCAUAUGACGUGGUGCCCUCCAUGCGGCCUGUGGUGUUGGUCGGACCCUCUCUGAAAGGUUAUGAGGUCACAGACAUGAUGCAGAAGGCUCUCUUUGACUUCCUCAAACACAGAUUUGAUGGCAGGAUCUCCAUCACUCGAGUCACAGCCGACCUCUCCCUGGCAAAGCGAUCUGUGCUCAACAAUCCUGGCAAGAGGACCAUCAUUGAGCGCUCCUCUGCCCGCUCUAGCAUCGCGGAAGUGCAGAGUGAGAUCGAGCGCAUAUUUGAGCUGGCCAAAUCCCUGCAGCUAGUAGUGUUGGACGCUGACACCAUCAACCACCCAGCACAGCUGGCCAAGACCUCGCUGGCCCCCAUCAUCGUUUUUGUCAAAGUGUCCUCACCAAAGGUACUCCAGCGUCUCAUUCGCUCCCGGGGGAAGUCACAGAUGAAGCACCUGACCGUACAGAUGAUGGCAUACGAUAAGCUGGUUCAGUGUCCACCGGAGUCAUUUGAUGUGAUUCUGGAUGAGAACCAGCUGGAGGAUGCUUGUGAGCACCUGGCCGAGUACCUGGAGGUUUACUGGCGGGCUACGCACCACCCAGCCCCUGGCCCUGGACUUCUGGGUCCUCCCAGUGUCAUCCCCGGACUUCAGAACCAGCAGCUGCUCGGGGAGCGUGGCGAGGAGCACUCCCCCCUCGAGCGGGACAGCUUGAUGCCCUCCGAUGAGGCCAGCGAGAGCUCCCGCCAAGCCUGGACAGGAUCUUCACAGCGUAGCUCCCGCCACCUGGAGGAGGACUAUGCAGAUGCCUACCAGGACCUGUACCAGCCUCACCGCCAACACACCUCGGGGCUGCCUAGUGCUAACGGGCAUGACCCCCAAGACCGGCUUCUAGCCCAGGACUCGGAGCACAACCACAAUGACCGGAACUGGCAGCGCAACCGGCCUUGGCCCAAGGAUAGCUACUGACAGCCUCCUGCUGCCCUACCCUGGCAGGUACAGGCACAGCUGGCUGGGGGGCCCACUCCAGGCAGGGUGGCGUUAGACUGGCAUUAGGCUGGCAUUAGGCUCAGCCCCCAAAACCCCCUGCUCAGCCCCAGCUUCAGGGCUGCCUGUGGUCCCAAGGUUCUGGGAGAAACAGGGGGCCCCCUCACCUCCUGGGCAGUGACCCCUACUAGGCUCCCAUUCCAGGUACUAGCUGUGUGUUCUGUACCCCUGGCACCUUCCUCUUCUCCCACACAGGAAGCUGCCCACUGGGCAGUGCCCUCAAGCCAGGAUCCCCUUAGCAGGGGCCUUCCCACCAGACUCAGGGAAGGGAUGCCCCAUCAAAGUGACAAAAAGGUGGGGUGUGGGCACCAUGGCAUGAGGAAGAAACAAGGUCCCUGAGCAGGUGCAAGUCCUGACAGUCAAGGGACUGCUUUGGCAUCCGAGGGCCUCCAGUCACCUCACUGCCACAUACUAGAAAUGAGACAAUCAAAGCCCCCCCGGGGUGGCACACCUAUCCGUCUGCUGGGGUGGGGCAUCCACAUCCAAGACUGGAUCAGCAGGCUGGCCACACUCGGGCCAGAGAGAGCUCACAGCCGAAGCUCUUGGAGAGAAGGGCUCUCCUCAUUCUGCCAGAAAGCUUCUUAACAUGUGACGGGACCAGGGGCCAGGAGCAUGGUGAAGCCAAGUGGCAGACGGGAGCUAACCUGGAUGGGGGUUUGGGGAAGGAGGGUGUGUGUAGCAGAGAACUUACGGGGGCCUCCUUGCCUUUCUCAUUCUUUUGCCCUGCAUCCUGUCAUUUCUGUUCUUGUCCCUCAUACAUCCUGGGAGAACCGGGCUCCAGACUUUGUUCCCUGACUCAUAGCUGCCGCUUGUUAGGUUAGGGUUAGAUGGGGAGAGACAGGGCACACAGGACCUGUCUCCCUGGCUACUCUCGCCUUAUGGCUCUAGUGUGUGACCUACAGAGCAUGCUCCACAAGCCCCUGCCUCACCUCACUGUCAUCACUAAUAAACAUCAUACACAGUC